AUGAGACUUUUCAACUUUGUCUUGACAAUUGCUUGUGCUUCGGCAUUACAAAUACCAUUCACCGCCAACAAACCUAAAGCUGCUAAUAUUGUACAAGAAGAUUCUAUCGCUCCGGCAUACCCUUUCAAUGAGGUUGAUUUGAGCUCAUUGAAUAUUCAUCAACAACUUCAUUUACAGAAUGAAUGGACCAAAUAUGAACAUCAAUUAGGCUUAGAGCAAAUGCUCGGCCAAUAUAACAAAUUUAAAAAGUUGUUUGAGAAACCCAAAACAGAUAUGACAUAUUCAAUUACAUCCGAUCCUGAAAGUACGCCAGAAAUACUUGGUUUUGACUCAGUAAAGCAAAUAUCUGGGUAUUUUCAUAUCAAGGAGACACACAAGAAAUUCUUUUAUUGGUUCUUUGAAAGUAGAAACGACCCAGCAAACGACCCAUUGAUUCUCUGGCUUAGCGGAGGCCCAGGAUGCUCGUCCAACAUUGGAUUGGCUAUGGAACUUGGUCCAAGUUGGAUCAAUGCUACUAUCCAGCCUGAUUUCAACCCAUACUCUUGGAACUCCAACGCAAGUUUAUUAUUCUUGGACCAGCCAGUAGCUGUUGGCUUUUCCGACGGUGAUGAUGACGAGAUUCCCUUUAGUACCGAGCAAGCUGCAAUCGACUUUGGCAAAUUUGUUGAAUUAUUCCGUAACCAAUACCCAGAAUAUGCCAAGUUGGAUUUCCACAUUGCUGGCGAGUCUUAUGCCGGUCAUUAUAUUCCCAGUUUUGCAUCUACAAUAGUCAAUAAUGGAGUACCUUUGAAAUCAGUUUUGAUUGGUAAUGGGAUUACUGACUUUGUGGUGCAAAUUGGCCAAGUGGCAAAUAUGGGUUGUGGCCAAGGUGGUAUUGGUCAAAUUUAUACUGAUGAAGAGUGCAGCAGCUAUGAGCAGUACUACAAAAAUUUUGUUCCGUUUGGUGAAUUAUGCUAUAAAUUUCCUAAUCCCGUCACUUGUUUUGUUGCCUUGUUGGCAACACCAAAUGCUCCAGACAAAGGUGACUUAAAUCCAUAUGAUUCAAGAGUCAAGUGUGGGGACAAUCCAUUAUGUUACGAGCAGAUUGGAUACAUUAAUGAAUAUUUCAAUUUGCCACAAGUUGAAAAAGCACUUCUUGGAAAUGUUCCAGAAAAGAAUUUUACCUCGUGCAACUCAAAAGUUGGUCAAAAAUUUAUAUUUGAAACAAUGAGACCAUACCAACAAUACGUUUCAGAGUUAUUGGACAAGGAAAUACCAGUCUUGAUAUACGUCGGUGAUAAGGAUUUGGUUUGUGAUUGGCUCGGUAAUUUAGCUUGGGUCAAUAAGCUUGAUUAUUCAGGCCACGAGAACUUCAAUGCUACAAAAUUUGCGCCAUGGUUUACCACUGAAGGUAUUCAGGCAGGUGAGGUCAAAAACUACAAGCAUUUCACCUAUUUACGAAUUUAUGAAUCCGGUCACAUGGUUCCAUUAGACCAGCCAAAGAAUGCAUUGAGUAUGGUUAAUCAAUGGGUCAGUGGUAAUUAUGCAUUAUCUUAG
Molecule: messenger RNA, 1536 nt
Organism: Lodderomyces elongisporus
Lineage: Eukaryota; Fungi; Ascomycota; Pichiomycetes; Serinales; Debaryomycetaceae
Product: S10 family peptidase
Exons: 1
Coding region: 1-1536 (511 amino acids)
Biological process (GO): proteolysis
Cellular component (GO): fungal-type vacuole
Molecular function (GO): serine-type carboxypeptidase activity
Source: RefSeq, a predicted model, not a curated record